AUGCUGCGAGAUAUCAGGAAUGGAAAAAUUCAACAAUUACGAAGUGAAAUCAAACACUCCCUGAAAUUUGUAGCUCCUGCUUUAGUGAACAUUUAUCAUAGAGAAACUUUGUACUUUAGAACUUUGUAUCAAAUGUUAAUAAUGUCGCAUUUUGCAAGAAUCUUUGCAAGUCCUACAGUUACGUAUCAAAGAGAAAAAGUUCAAAAACUAAUGACGAAACUAUCUCAGUCAGUAGUGUCGUAA
Molecule: messenger RNA, 243 nt
Organism: Clunio marinus
Lineage: Eukaryota; Metazoa; Arthropoda; Insecta; Diptera; Chironomidae
Source: the annotation of a GenBank genome assembly